Musa acuminata AAA Group (dessert banana) is the source of this 906-nucleotide messenger RNA. RefSeq lists its product as uncharacterized. The transcript has 4 exons. The record is from RefSeq and is a predicted model, not a curated record. Bases 132 to 566 code for a protein of 144 amino acids. NCBI's taxonomy places the organism in Eukaryota, Viridiplantae, Streptophyta, Magnoliopsida, Zingiberales, Musaceae.
GUUUCCUUCCAUCUUUAUAAAUUGGGACUUCGGACCUUUUCCUACGUCUCGCAUUGGGUUCUUGUGUGGGUUUUGUAGGGCUACAGAGAGAGGAAGGUGAGGGAUCUUUGUGUGUUGAUUCGCGAUGCACGAUGCAGCGUUCGCAGUUGCAGUAUCAAUUCGGUUCUGCUUCGCCAUGGGGUAUGUUGAUGUUGAGAUACUGUGAUGCACGGUGCACCCCGGGUUUCUCUGAAGAGACCUGUGACGAUCGAAGCCCCAAUGCUUGUGCGGGAUUAAGCUUCCGUUCCGUGUUGCAGGGUACGGCUGUUAAUUACCUUCCGGUAUUCUGCAACAUGGAGAUCGAUCUGUCAAUAUCCUUCGAUGAAUUAGGCAACAACUAUUCUGUGCUCGUCCUGUGCCAGUGUUAUGUUGGUAAAGGGACAUGUACAAGUUUUGGUGGUUCAGAUUCCCUCGUGAACUUUAUCCUGUUGGAUCAGAUUUCUACCUCUAUACUUGUUACUAAAUCGAAGCGGAUAGGUGAUAGCGACAUCCCAACAGCAUGCCAUCGUCUUCUUCCUCACGAUUAAUUUAACGUUGCUUUCUUUAAGAGUUUCGAGUGCACAGAUGCUUCUUCUAUUAGGUGAAUAAUCUAAUAUUGCUAAUUUAAUAAAGUGCAUUAAAUAUUGGUAGUAUCAUAUUGACUACAAGUUGUAUGAUGAGAUCUCUGUCAUCAGCCGAGGGGCUGUUUUGGGCAAUACCCUUUUGAGAAGCUUCAUAGUUCUGUAUUAGACCUGCAAGUACUUGGGAAUCGUCUAAAUAGGAAUGUUGUGAGGGACCUGAUCAAAAUUCCCAGGUCUAUGGGCGAUCUCUCUGUAAAAACCGUAAUGGAUAUCCUAUUUAUCUCUUAUUUUAUUGGACGUUCUUUGA